Molecule: messenger RNA, 639 nt
Organism: Lasiosphaeria miniovina
Lineage: Eukaryota; Fungi; Ascomycota; Sordariomycetes; Sordariales; Lasiosphaeriaceae
Exons: 3
Coding region: 1-639 (212 amino acids)
Biological process (GO): protein phosphorylation
Molecular function (GO): ATP binding; protein kinase activity
Source: RefSeq, a predicted model, not a curated record
AUGGAGAGCUUCUUCGAAAACUACGAGGCCGAAGACCGCUUCGCCUACAUCUUUGAUAACUACGACUCCCAAAAUCACCAUUACCGUAUUUACCUGGACUGGGACAUGCGGUGCACUGUUACCAGCACCCAGGAGCACCCAGCCCCCAGCAGCAAGAGGAGGAUCCACCGCUCCGAAUUCACCGAGAUCCGGCGGCUGGGGAAGCAGACAGACCUUACAACUAACCGGACCAUCGACUACCUCAACCUAAACUCGGGGAUCGUCCACGGCGACAUGAUGCCCCAGAACCUGCUAAUCAACUCGACCACAGAUCAGACCAAAAUCUUUGACUUCGACCUGGGCUCCAAGCUCGGCUCCAAAAGCAACCGCUUUGGCGAAUUCAAGUACCUCCCACAACUCAGCGACGUCAAGUACGCCGCCUUCACCGUCUUCGACAUCAUCACUCAGAAGCUCGGUGAUGUCGAGGAAGGGCACGACAUGUUCGACCUCCACUCGUCAGACGUGUUCAAGAACAGCGUCCCCUGGGUGAAACACGAAGACGUGCAGCUGGACAGCCCCGUGUCGGCCUACUACGACACGCUCGAGGCCUGGGUGGCCAAACGGGAUCUGAAACAAGUAAUUAACACCACCGCUGGCUAG